CGAAGAGUGUAGGGCUCUUUUGUUCGGUUGAGGGGGAGGAGGGCGGUCGGUUAGGCCUACGGUACGCCGCUUCAGUGCGGGGCUCCGGCGCGGCCACUCCGCUGGUGGCUUUCCUGGGUGCCACUCCCUCUGUCCUCCCUACGCGACGCGCUAGCGAGCGCGGCCCCGAUUCUCCAGGGACGCGGGCGCUGCUGAGAGCAGCGUCACCCUUUACACUACAAAGCUGGCGGGCACUAUGGGGAAGAAACAAAACAAGAAGAAAGUGGAGGAAGUGCUUGAAGAAGAGGAAGAGGAAUAUGUGGUGGAAAAAGUUCUUGAUCGACGAGUUGUCAAGGGAAAAGUAGAAUAUCUUCUAAAGUGGAAGGGUUUUUCAGAUGAGGACAAUACGUGGGAGCCAGAAGAGAACCUGGAUUGCCCUGACCUGAUUGCUGAGUUUCUACAGUCACAGAAAACAGCACAUGAGACAGAUAAAUCAGAGGGAGGCAAGCGAAAAGCCGACUCUGAUUCUGAAGAUAAGGGAGAGGAGAGCAAACCAAAGAAGAAAAAAGAAGAGUCAGAAAAGCCACGAGGCUUUGCCCGAGGUUUGGAGCCAGAGCGGAUUAUUGGAGCUACAGACUCCAGUGGAGAGCUCAUGUUCCUGAUGAAAUGGAAAAACUCUGAUGAGGCUGACCUGGUCCCUGCCAAGGAAGCCAAUGUCAAGUGCCCACAGGUUGUCAUAUCCUUCUAUGAGGAAAGGCUGACGUGGCAUUCCUACCCCUCAGAGGAUGAUGACAAAAAAGACGACAAGAAUUAACUCUCUUGAGUAUCAGCCCCUGUCACCUCUUGACUGUGGGCUUCAAGGGGGGAGGGAAGGAAUUCUACUUGUCUUCACACCAUAAAGGUGGCUUGAGAAGAUGUCCUUUGAAGAGCCAGCAUAGUUUCUGUGCCCUGCAACAGCCCAAGUGCUUUAAAGCUGUUCCAAGCUGUGUAGUUUGUACGCCCAUCCCAGUGGAGGGGAAAGGGUAAGUGUUUCAAGGCAACCCAUUCUGCACUUUGCUGAGAAAGGCAAAGGGCCUUCUAUGAAGGACAAAACCUGCAGAACUGGGUGUGUGGGAGAGCAAAAAAGAUACUGUGGAUCUUCAGAGAGCAUCUCCACAACCCACAGCCUUCUUCCCAAUAGUGUUCACUGCAUUUUUACAGAGUAGCAUGUGUGUAGUUUUUGGCUAUUACUGGUGUAUUAAUGGGGGUGGGGGGACAGGGAGGAGAUGGACAGGACGAUUGUGGUUAAAAUUAGGGGCCUGAUUGGGGAAAUGGUGAAGCAAUGGAAAGAACAGCUAACUGAUGAUUUGGUUCUAGGUUCAGAAUACUUUACCUUUUCAAAAUAUUUCCUUGGCACCAGAAAGGUGGACAGUGGAGACUGCUUCAAACCUGUGACGUUUCCUUCCUGAGCAUCAUGUUGCCCAUAAAGGAGAAAGCCAGUUCCUACAUUAACCAAAGCUAACAUUUUUAAAGAUGGAAACUGAAGCAGGAAAAGUUUUAAUUGGAGAGUAUAUUCAGGCAGAUCAUUUUGCCUCAGAGGUGCUAAUAUUGAAGUUAGGAGGGGAAAACAGAAAGACCCUUCAUUUCCAAUCAUGGAGUUAUAAAUAGCAGUUUUUAAACCACUGGCUGAAGCAUUGUGGGAAGGGCGGAGGGUGGCACAGGAGAUAGGAAAACACUUGGAGCCUGUUUUUUUUCAACUUUGAACUCUGAAACUUAGUGGCAGGGUUCAGUAACUAACAGCACAAAUUUCAUUGAGUCAAUUCAAGGGUUGAAUACUUCAAAAAGCCCUGGUCUCAGGAGACAAAUAGUUUUCAUAUUGGGGUAUAGAUUGACUUGAAAACACAAAAUAAAACCUAAAGAUUAACAUACCCAAAAUGCUCUGUCUUGAAUCAUAAGACCCAUCAAUUCUUGGUAUUGUCUAGACCUACAUCUAGAGCUACAUUGUUAAAUCACUUUAGGCAUGUGUUAGAUGUCUGAAAAUUUUGUUUAAAUGUAAACUUCAUACCAUACUGUCAGUUUUUGUCUUAAUAAAACUAUAGAUUUAUAA
Messenger RNA from Jaculus jaculus (lesser Egyptian jerboa), 2065 nucleotides. It is a transcript of the gene Cbx1, whose product is annotated as chromobox 1. Gene Ontology annotation, molecular function: chromatin binding. The coding region runs from base 236 to 793 and encodes 185 amino acids. Lineage: Eukaryota; Metazoa; Chordata; Mammalia; Rodentia; Dipodidae. Gene Ontology annotation, biological process: chromatin organization; negative regulation of transcription by RNA polymerase II. Gene Ontology annotation, cellular component: nucleus; pericentric heterochromatin. The transcript is spliced from 5 exons. The record is from RefSeq and is a predicted model, not a curated record.